Molecule: messenger RNA, 1005 nt
Organism: Procambarus clarkii (red swamp crayfish)
Lineage: Eukaryota; Metazoa; Arthropoda; Malacostraca; Decapoda; Cambaridae
Gene: gdl
Product: gonadal protein gdl
Source: RefSeq, a predicted model, not a curated record
ACCCAAAAUGAUAAAAUAUUGUAUUUGUACAAGUUGUGUGCAUCCAAAACUCUCUGUAAUCAGUUGUACAUUAGCGUUACGUUUUAAUAUCUAAAAUCUUUUAUAUAUGUAGGUUUUGUAUAAAUAUUUUUGUAAAAUUUCUGUUUGUUGGUACGGACACAUUCGGACAGUUCUAAUCUGGAGUCAAGGCUGAUCUCUCUAGUAUAGAGUCUUGACAGUUGUCUGGAAUAUCUCAAGACAAUGCAUAGUGUGGGAGACAAUUCCUCUGACACUCAAGAAAGACUGUAUAAGAUGCUUGAGAAACUACAGACUCUAGCUCGAGACAUCCCAACAAAGUUCCAGCAACGUCUUCCUUAUGAUCUUCUGUCUUCACUUGCCCAUGUGCUGCUUGAUAAUACUGUGUUUGAGAUAGUGCGUGAAUUAGCAGAGUUACAGCACAUGACAGAGAAGAGCUUGCAUCAGCAACGUUCUCACAUGAUCAACAAUCACAAAGUUGAACGUGAAGCACUGCUCAAGACUCAUAAAGAGGAGCUUCAGGCUGCAGAGCGUCAGGGCAAAGCUCAUGUUGCCUCACGCUUGCCUCGUAUCCAUCAAGAGCAGUUAACACAGUUGGAUGCUCGCCAAGCUCAAGAAGUGGCUAAUACGCAUACCCGUAUACAGCAGGUGCUAGACCAAAAGGUGACAGAACAGCAGUCAACCUUGCAACAAGUUGGAGUUCCAGGGUUCCAUGAGACAGACAACCCUAUGGAGAUUAAGGUUCAGAUGUAUAUCAUGGGGUUCAUUGUCAGAAUUGGGGGAAUUAAAGUCCCUCGCUGAACAUUAUGUACUGUAUUAGUAUACUGUGCUUAUUAUUUUUGUGCUAAUGCACAUUGUUGACCAGUUUGCAUCUUUUCCGAGUCUUGGAUGUUACUCAAGAAUGUAGUGAUGUGUAGGAAUUCCACAAUUGUGUAGUGGGAUAAGAUAGUUAUUAUUUCAACAUUGUUUGAUAUUAAAGAUAUAUUUUCA